Chara braunii is the source of this 1715-nucleotide messenger RNA. NCBI's taxonomy places the organism in Eukaryota, Viridiplantae, Streptophyta, Charophyceae, Charales, Characeae. The record is from the annotation of a GenBank genome assembly.
GGGCUGGGAAUGAUUGGGACAAUUCGACCGGAACUCGAGUCCAGAGAUGUCGCCGAAUAGCGGCCUUCGUCGAGCGAAAUGGAGACGGGAGGCCCUACCUUUGUUACAGGAGAAAUCGAUGUCCUUGAAGUCACCCGAGCACUGGAUCAUCGAAUCCCUCUCCCAAUCGGCCACCUACUCUCCAUCUCGGAACAGGCGAAUGAACGAAUGAUGCAACAUUGCAAAGCGAACCGCAAGCAAUUCGCCCUUGCACGCGCAAAAGAUCAGAUGGCGAAGGCGCCGCCUUCGGAAAAAAAGGCGGACGUCGCCCCUGAUCCCAUCCGAGUCGGAUUAAUACAGAAAGACGACCACUUUCUUCGGAUCAAGCCGAUUCCGUGGAAAUCAGCCGUAUGUGAUAUUGAAGUCUGGGGGGUGCCGUAUAGUGCGAUCAUAGAUUCGGGAGCGGAUGUCCUAGCGAUAUCCCUCCGAGUAGUCGAGAAAGCGGGUAGGAAGAAUGAUUUGAUUAUGCUAACUGAGAAGGACCAGCUCGUAUCGGCUGACGAGGAGAAGAUCAAGACAGUAGGGCGUAUGACAAAUGUCGCGUUCCGAUUGGGAAAAGUGCAUGCUUUAGGAGAUGUUGUGGUGCCGGAUGUGAAUACGUAUGACGUCCUGUUCGGGCUUCCUGCGUUAUUGGCGUUGCGUGCUAAUUUGGACUUCGAACGCCGAUCCGUCAUUCUCCAGAAUACCGGGGGAAAGCCGUAUGUAAUACCUAUGAGACUAACUCUUCGAACAACGGUUAAGGUAGUACCCCGAGUUUCUCCGGAAACAAUGGGAGCGCUCCGCAUGGUCUCCUGGAGCGCACCUGUGGACGGAAGCCAAUCAUCGAACGACGCGGGGAGAGACGACGAUGACGAUCCCGUCGUUACACGGGCAGUACGUCCGAGCUGUCGGAGGCUUCUCACCCAGGAGCUUACGGUCCCGAUUGCGCAGCUGGCCGACCAUCUAGACGUCAGCAUUGUCUCCCAAGUCGACCCGCGCUUGGUGCCCCACGUCACUUCACACACGCUGUCGCCGUAUCUUCAGUGGUCAGCUUGCGUGGAGGGCUUCCCAUCGAGAAUUCCGCCUUCACGGUUGGAUUACUUGGAUCCGCGCGACAUCGUGGAUCCCGCUUUCUACAGGCCGCCGUGCGAAGACGAAUUGGAGGAGAUAAUCCGCGAGGAGAUCGCGAAAGAAAGUUCGGAGGAAGAGGAGGAGAAUCUGAACGACGACGAAGGGGAGCCGGCACAGCACCAAGGAGGAGACGAAGACAAGCUCCUGCAAACGGAGAGCGAAGAGGAAGCAGAAGAAGAAGACAGCGCGCAGGGGAGCGGUGAUGACAACGACGAGGAGCAGGCCAACGAGGAUGCCCAGCUAGAAAUUGCGACAGUUGCUGAUCUUCCUAUCAGCAACGAUCCAACGCUCGACCCGGAGCCACCUCAGCCAGACGAUGGCCAUGUGGCCCAGGUGGCUUGGCCAUCCGCUCGCCGGCCUCCUUCCCCACCACGACGCCGACGACGAAGCCGCUCCCCCUCCGCCUCCCUCUCCCUCGCGGCCCGUCCCCCACUUCGAGCACGUCGAGAUGAGGCCGAUCGGCCUUCGUCCUCGGGCUCUCUCUCUCCGCCCCCAUGACUUCCUCACCCGUCCUGCCGUCUUCCCCCACAAUCCCUUCCCCCGCGACACUUUUCGUCAUCACUUCU